AUGUCUAACCAACAACCUUCUGUAGUGUGGAGUCGUUUUGAGAGAACAGUCGAAGAUGGAAGAAUUUUAACAUUCGAAAUUACUGAUAUUCCGGAGUCUAUGUGGAGUACUGCAGUGGAAUUUAUGCUGGGAAAUUACUUAAGGGAAGACGUUUGGUGGACUACUGUUGGUACAGCGAAGAAUCCUGAUGCAGUACAAGAGUACCGAGUAUUGCUGACAUCGAUUGUUAAGCAGAAAAUGAGUUUGGCGUGCUUCCUCGCAGCUGGAGACGGUUCAGGACACACGCUUGUCGGUGUCAACAUUUGCUUGCCACAAGAAAAGGGACGCUUCGUUGAACACAGCCCGCCGAAAACGAAGGCAGGUUUAACUUCGCUACGUUUGUUCGUAGAGGCUAUGAAAGUGACAGUGAUAUAUGAUAAAUACAACGUGAAUGAAUAUCUCAUGGGAGCUGGCCUCUCUGUAACACCAGAAUACAGAGGCCUCGGUAUUGGUGUCGAAUUAUUGAAAGCGAGAAUGAAACUAACAAAGACUUUGGGUCUUAAAGCAACUGGUGGAAUAUUUACAAGUAUGCAGGCGCAACGAGUGGCGGCUAAAGCGGGCAUGGAGUGUUUGUAUGAAAUUACAUAUAAAAAAUUCGGGAAACAAUGCCAUAUAACAUUUGAUACUGACACAGAGUUUUUGAAAAUAUUUGCAAUAAAUAUUGAUAACUAA
Molecule: messenger RNA, 711 nt
Organism: Achroia grisella
Lineage: Eukaryota; Metazoa; Arthropoda; Insecta; Lepidoptera; Pyralidae
Exons: 4
Coding region: 1-711 (236 amino acids)
Molecular function (GO): N-acetyltransferase activity
Source: RefSeq, a predicted model, not a curated record